GUACCUGCCCUGGAGUACAACAAGCAAGUGAAAGGAGAGAGCCUGAAUCUGCUUAAGUACAUCGACGACAAUUUCGAUGGCCCAGAAUUGCUCCCUCAUGAUUCUGCAAAGAAGAAGUUUGCUGAGGAACUCCUUGCGUACAGUGACAGUUUCAAUGCCAGCGCUUUCUUCUCAUGCCUACGCUCCAAGGGAGAUGUGACCGACGAAGUUGUUGCCGCUGUUGAUAAAAUAGAAGCUGCCCUAGGGAAGUUCAGCGAUGGCCCAUUCUUCCUUGACCAGUUCAGUCUGGUUGACAUUGCAUAUGUGCCAUUCAUCGAAAGGCUUCAGAUAUCCUAUUCUGGCAUCAAGAACUAUGAUAUCGUUGGGGGCAGACCUAACCUUGGCAGAUUCAUCGAG
Triticum dicoccoides is the source of this 396-nucleotide messenger RNA. Its product is annotated as protein IN2-1 homolog B-like. The annotation marks the transcript as partial. NCBI's taxonomy places the organism in Eukaryota, Viridiplantae, Streptophyta, Magnoliopsida, Poales, Poaceae. The transcript is spliced from 4 exons. Gene Ontology annotation, biological process: protein glutathionylation. The record is from RefSeq and is a predicted model, not a curated record. Gene Ontology annotation, molecular function: glutathione transferase activity.